AGCGUCGAGGUCACGUGACCGUCCGUGCCUGAGCGACUCGGUAUAUUCACGCGCCUCUCGGAGUAUACAGUAUACUGUAGGUCGCGCGCGUGAACAGUUGUACAAAGGGAAAGAGCUCCGCUUUGAAGAUGAAAGCACUCUUUUUAAGUGUUGCGCUUCUGCACUGCGUGUUUGCAACGCCUUUGUUUACAGAAGAAGAUGAAUAUCUCUUCAAAACGUGGAUGUCUAAGCACAAUAGGCAAUACGGCAUGGAUGAGUAUUACCGGAGGCUGCAGAUCUUUACUGAGAAUAAGAAGAAAAUUGACACACACAAUGCAGGAAAUCACAAAUUCAGAAUGGGACUAAACCAGUUCUCAGAUAUGACUUUUGCUGAAUUCAAGAAAUUCUACCUUCUGAAAGAACCUCAGGAGUGUAACGCUACCAAAGGGAAUCACGUUAGAGGUGCUGGUUUGUACCCAGACUCCAUCGACUGGAGGAAGAAAGGAAACUACGUCACUGACGUGAAAAAUCAGGGUGCUUGUGGCAGCUGCUGGACUUUCUCUACCACAGGCUGCCUGGAGUCCGUCACGGCAAUCGCCACAGGGAAACUCCCCUUAUUGGCAGAGCAGCAGUUGGUGGAUUGCGCUGGUGCGUUCAACAAUCAUGGCUGCAACGGUGGACUUCCCAGUCAAGCCUUCGAGUACAUCAUGUACAACAAAGGUCUUAUGACAGAGGAAGACUAUCCCUACGUCGGCCGAGACAGUACUUGUAAGUACAAUCCUAAACUUGCUGCGGCCUUCGUGAAAGACGUGGUGAACAUCACAAAAUAUGACGAGAUGGGGAUCGUGGACGCCGUGGCCAGGCUUAACCCUGUCAGCAUCGCUUUCCAGGUGCUGAGUGAUUUCAUGCACUACAAAGACGGAGUGUAUACCAGCACCGUGUGCCACAACACUACAGACACUGUGAAUCAUGCCGUGCUCGCCGUGGGCUAUGCCGAGGAGAACGGCACACCCUACUGGAUAGUAAAGAAUUCUUGGGGCCCACUGUGGGGCAUUGACGGAUAUUUCUACAUCGAAAGAGGAAAGAACAUGUGCGGUCUUGCUGCCUGCGCAUCUUAUCCAGUAGUGUGAAAUAUUCCUCGACAUUAAAACUGACAAGGGACAAAAACAGAAGUGUUUUUAAAAGGUGAAUGUGUGAGUCAAUAAAGAAUAACACAAACUUGACAGCUUUAAAAAUCUUUUUAUCAACUGUUCAGCUUAACUAAUAAUGAUUGCAUUGAUUAUAUGAAUAUUUGUCAUUUAAAUGAUUCAUUUUAUUAAAACUUUUGACUUUUGAUUUAUAUUUUUAUGGAUUAAUCAAAUUUCUGUCACCUGAUUUGGAAUAAAAAAAUUGUACACAA
Clarias gariepinus (North African catfish) is the source of this 1378-nucleotide messenger RNA. It is a transcript of the gene ctsh, whose product is annotated as cathepsin H. Gene Ontology annotation, molecular function: cysteine-type endopeptidase activity. Gene Ontology annotation, cellular component: lysosome. NCBI's taxonomy places the organism in Eukaryota, Metazoa, Chordata, Actinopteri, Siluriformes, Clariidae. The record is from RefSeq and is a predicted model, not a curated record. Bases 129 to 1109 code for a protein of 326 amino acids. The transcript is spliced from 12 exons. Gene Ontology annotation, biological process: immune response.